AUGGGUAAUCAAAUGGGUGGACGUGGAGGUAUUGGAGUAAAUCCAAAUAAUGGGAAUGGGAAUGGAAAUCGAUAUGGAAUGAACGGGAAUGGAAAUAGGAAUGGAAUGAAUGGAAAUGCGAAUGAUAUGAAUACAAAUGGAAUGAAUGGUAACGUAAACACUAUGAAUCGUCAAAAACGGAACAUAAACGGAUUUAGCAAACAUCGGAGGGCUGGACAGCAAGGUAAUGGAAUGGGUGACAAUAAAAUGGGUGGAAAUGGAAUGGGUGGCAAUGGUAUGCGCGGAAGAGGUGGCAGUGGUGGUGGAAUGUGUGGAAAUGGCAUGGGCAAUGGAUAUCAACUAGGAGGACAAGGAGGUAUGGGCAUGGGCCCCAAUGGAAUGGGCGGUAAUAGAAUGGGUGGCAAUGGAAUGGGACAAAAUGGAAUGGGACAAAAUGGAAGGAGACAAAAUGGAAUGGGACAAAAUGGAAUGGGACAAAAUGGAAUGGGACAAAAUGGAAUGGGACAAAAUGGAAUGGGACAAAAUGGAAUGGGACAAAAUGGAAUGGGACAAAAUGGAAGGAGGCAAAAUGGUAUGGGACAAAAUGGAAUGGGACAAUCUGGCAUGGGACAAAAUGGAAGGAGACAAAGUGGAAUGGGACAAAAUGGAAUGGGACAAAAUGGAAUGGGACAAAAUGGCAUGGGACAAAAUGGAAUGGGACAAAAUGGCAUGGGACAAAAUGGAAUGGGACGAUAUAGAACGGGCGGUAAUGGAAUGGGCGGUAAUGGAAUGGGUGGAAAUGGAAUGGGCGGUAAUGGAAUGGGUCAGAAUGGAAUGGGCGGUAAUGGAAUGGGUCGGAAUGGAAUGGGUCAAAUGAGUGGACGUGUAGGAAUGGGAAGUCAAUACUCUUCAUCCUCGAUCAACGGCCAGCCCUACGCAAUGCAGGCUGAAUGGAAUCAUGGACAGGGAUCAAAUGGCGUCAGUGUGGAAGGCAAAGUCUCCGUUGGUAAUACAAUCCAAGAAGAUGGCAGCACGACAAUGCCACGCAGAAGGACAAGUACUACCGAAUCAUCACUCUCUAAUUCCAAAUAA
Drosophila grimshawi is the source of this 1071-nucleotide messenger RNA. RefSeq names its product spidroin-1. The record is from RefSeq and is a predicted model, not a curated record. NCBI's taxonomy places the organism in Eukaryota, Metazoa, Arthropoda, Insecta, Diptera, Drosophilidae. The transcript has a single exon. The coding region runs from base 1 to 1071 and encodes 356 amino acids.